Messenger RNA from Aricia agestis (brown argus), 3438 nucleotides. RefSeq names its product insulin-degrading enzyme (gene Ide). Gene Ontology annotation, molecular function: metal ion binding; metalloendopeptidase activity. The record is from RefSeq and is a predicted model, not a curated record. Gene Ontology annotation, biological process: peptide catabolic process. The transcript has 26 exons. Bases 208 to 3204 code for a protein of 998 amino acids. Gene Ontology annotation, cellular component: cytosol; mitochondrion. Lineage: Eukaryota; Metazoa; Arthropoda; Insecta; Lepidoptera; Lycaenidae.
AUUCAUAGUUCACUUUUCUUUUCUCGUCAUUGGUAUCCUGAGCCAGUAAAUAAACAAUUUAAAUUAAAUUACAUAAGAAUUUAAGUUAAUUUCAUCAAACUGGCAUCCAGGAGAUUACUGUUUAUAAGCUUUUAUAGCUUCUCACCAACUACGUAUCGCACCAGUUUAUAUAGUUACCAUUUGAGUCAAAGGCGACAAUACUCGGGCAUGACUGUGCCACAGUGCGCUCCUCGGUCUCCGGGCCGAGGGCAAACCCCUCUUGAUGCCCAUCCUGGCUCAGGGGCUGAUACACCCAACCAGUCUAUACUCAAGAGAUAUGACAAUAUUGUCAAGAGCCAAGAAGAUAAAAGAAACUACAGGGGUCUCCAACUGUCAAAUCGCAUGAAGGUUUUGCUGGUUAGUGAUCCCACCACAGACAAGUCGGCUGCUGCUAUUGAUGUCAAUGUUGGAUACUUAAGUGACCCAGAAGAGUUACCUGGGUUGGCACAUUUCUGUGAGCACAUGCUGUUUCUUGGGACAGAGAAAUACCCAGAGGAGAAUGAAUACAGCAAGUUUCUCUCUGAACAUGGUGGGAUGUCCAACGCCUCAACAUCUUCAGAUCACACAACAUACUAUUUUGACGUCCUACCUGCACACCUCGGCAGAGCUUUGGAUAUUUUCUCUCAGUUCUUCAUAUCCCCACUGUUCACGGAGUCGGCUACUGGUCGUGAGCUAAGCGCGGUGAACUCUGAGCACGAGAAAAACGCGUCGUCAGACACGUGGCGGCUCGACCAGCUCAAUAAAAGCACUGCCGCACCAUACCAUCCCUUCCACAAGUUUGGCACCGGUAAUAGGGACACACUAGAAACGAUCCCUAAACAAAAAGGUAUCGACGUAAGGAAAGAGCUACUCAAGUUUCACCAGAAGUGGUAUUCUGCUAAUAUCAUGACACUCGUCGUUUUCGGUAAAGAAUCCCUCGACGAAUUAGAAGAGAUGGUGGUGAAAUUAUUCUCCCCCGUGGAGGACAAGUCCGUGACAGCUCCGUCUUGGCCGGACCACCCCUUCCCUCCGGAGUUGAGGAGGAAGCGAGCUUACUGCUACCCGGUGAAAGACCUCCGAUCACUGUCUAUCGACUUCCCCAUACCGGAUACGAGGAAACAUUAUAAGAGCGCACCAGGCCACUACCUGUCUCACCUGCUGGGUCACGAGGGGCAGGGCAGCCUGCUGUCGGCCCUCAAAGCUCGCGGCUGGUGCAAUAAUCUGGUGGGCGGCACCCGUAUCGGCGCGCGCGGUUUCGGCUUCUUCGGCGUACAGGUGGACCUGACCGAGACCGGCGUCAAACACAUCGACGAGAUUGUGCAGCUCGUGUUUCAGUACAUCGAGAUGCUGAAGGCAGGGGGUCCGCAGCGGUGGGUGUGGGAGGAGCAGCGUGACCUCCUCGCCAUGGAGUUCCGUUUCAAGGACGAGCAGGACCCUCGAUACUUCGCCACGGGGCACGUGCACGCGCUGCAGGAGUACCCCAUGGAUGACGUGCUGAGCGCGUAUUACCUGGUGUCGGAGUGGCGGCCGGACCUCGUCGACGAGCUGCUGGCGCUGCUCACACCGGACAAUGUCAGAGUCGGCGUCGUCGCCAAAUGUUUCGAAGAGAAAUGUACCCAGGUUGAGCCGUGGUACGGCACGAAAUACCUACAAGAAGACAUUGAGGAGAGCACCCUUAACCAAUGGAAGUCGACGAAGCCGACGGAGGAGUUGCACCUGCCGCCGCCGAACGAGUUCAUCCCCACCAGGUUAGACCUGGAGACCAGCUUCGAUCCCACCACUGAUGGCAUCGAACCCACCAUUAUUAAGGAUACGCCGCUUAUGAGACUGUGGUAUAAAAGAGACAACGAAUUUUCACUGCCGAAAGCAUUUAUCACAUUGGAUCUAGUAAGUCCCCUGGCAUACUCGUCACCUGCGCACUGCAACCUGUGCUCGCUGUGGGUGCUGGUGCUGCGGGACCGGCUGCAGCAGUUCGUGUACGCCGCCGAGCUCGCCGGCAUACGGUGGAACAUCUCCAACGGCAAGUUCGGCCUCACCAUAACAAUAGACGGUUAUGACGACAAGCAGCACGUGCUGCUCGAGAAGAUCAUCGACCACAUCGUCAGCUUCGAGGCCGACCCCAAGCGGUUCGACAUCAUGAAGGAGAACCACAUCAGAUCCAUCAAGAACUUUGACGCUGAACAGCCCUACAAGCAUGCUGUGUACCAACAAGCGCUGUGUAUGUCGGACAUCGUGUGGACCAGGGGCCAGCUCGCCGAUUCUGCUAAGGAUUUAACCCCGGAGGACCUAAACGAGUUCGCGGCUCGCCUGAUGCGAAGCGUGCACGUGGAGGGGCUGAUGUUCGGGAACAUAACGCGGGAGCGAGCGCUCGCCAUCGCCGACACUGUUGAGAACAAGUUACCAAAAGACGCGACACCGCUUUUAGCGCAGCAGUUACUGCUGUGCCGAGAGGUAGAAAUUGAAAAAGGCGCGUGGUACCUCCGCUCUAUCGAGAACAGCGUGCACAAGUCGUCGUGCGCGUCGCUGUACUACGCGUGCGGCGCGCGCGAGACCCGCGCCAACGUCACGCUAGAGCUGCUCGCGCAGGCGCUCAGCGAGCCCUGCUUCAACGUUCUAAGGACCAAGGAGCAACUGGGCUACAUCGUGUUCAGCGGUCUGCGGAUCUCCAACGGCGUGCAGGGGCUGCGGUUCAUCGUGCAGAGCGACCGGCACCCCGCAUACCUCGAGCAGCGGAUAGAGGCGUUCAUUAGGAGCCAACAGGAGUAUUUAGAGAACAUGAGUGAGGAGGAAUUCCUGAAGCACCGCGCGGCGCUGGCGGCGCAGCGGCUCGAGCGGCCCAAGCGGAUGGCCACCAAGGCCUCGCGCGCCUGGAGCGAGAUCACCGCGCAGGUGUACAACUUCGACCGGCCGCGAGUUGAGGUCGAGGAACUGAAUACCAUCACCAAGGAAGAACUACUGCAGUUUUAUAAGAAGCACAUAUGCGAGGAUUCCACUGACCGGCAGAAGCUGUCGGUGUACGUGGUGUCCACGGCGGAGGGCGGCGCCGGUGUCAUGGAAAAGGAGCAGGAGGAAAAUAAGGCGGUGAAAAUAACAGACCUAGUGGAGUUCAAGUCCCGAAGAAGGCUUCAUCCUCUACCAGCACCGUUCACCAAUAUACCGCGGAAAGGCGCGCACUGCAAGCUGUAGUGAACUUGCCACUUGUGUUAAUACAACUUACGCGGGUUAGCUUAUUGUAAUUACUUAUUUUUUUGAGUUGAUCGCACAUUUGUCAGCACCGUACGCACCGUACGGACCGCAUAAUACACGAAAUGCGGCGCGUACGGUGCGGACGAAUGUGCGAGGUUUCACAUCAUUUCAUACAACGAAUUCUAAAAUGCGCCUCCUUCGGUGCAUGCGUGCUGAUUAAUGUGCGAUCAUCUU